CAUAAAUCUUCUACCUUGGAUUAACGGGAUAAAGAUUCUAUUUGCAAAAUCAGCAUUAGAAGUAAACCUUCUUCUAGGUUGAGGAAUAGCCAUGUGCUCAAUGGUGAUUCUCAUUCUGCUGAGAAUGUGCAGCAUGCGAUCGAAAGUUCCCAUAAUGAGGAUAUACUGAACAAGGAGUGCGUUGGCAAUGCAUUAUUUUCUCAGAAAUCUAAGAAGGCUUCUAAUUCACAGAAAAAAAACAAUAAGGGAAGUUCUGCUGCAGAUAAGAUGAAAUGUAGCGAGGAGCCGAGGACGAGAACUAUUCUGGAAGGAGGAAUCCUUCAGGAAAACCUUCAAGUGAUAGUAGAAUGGAGACCCAAUUGGAUAUAAAGCAUGAUGAAUCUGAUGUAAAAUCUUCUGCUCCAUGCAGCAAAAAGGGGAACUCUGCCCCUGAGAAAAAUGUGAUCCAGGAUUUUAGUGGUCAAACUAAAGUAAUGCAAGCAGAGGUAAGAAGCAGAAUGCCAAAAUCAUCCUUACGUUCUGAAACUGAAAGUUGGCAAGAGAAAAAAGGUCAUCGAACAGUACCUGAAGCAGAACACGGAGUCAUCUCUGAUGGGAUUCCAGGUAAUGGCUCUUCCAGGGUUGGUGCGUUGAAGGCUUUAAAACAGCCUGGAAAAGCUAGCAGCAAGAAUUCUUGCAGUCCUGUUAGAGAAAAUUCCUCCAGCCUGACAGUAAAAAAUGCCCUAAAUGAUGCUAAAGGACUUAGAAAUUAUGCUGAUCAUCUUAAGAGUUCUAGUUUUGUUUUUGAAAGCAAUGAGAUUUACUUCAGAGCUGCUCUUAAGUUUCUUGGUGUUGCUGCCCUUCUAGAGACCAGCAAUAGUGAGAGUGGUAGACAUGGAGACAUGAACCAAAUGCAAGUGUACAGCACUGCCACUAAACUUUGCGAAAUGUGUGCCCAAGAAUAUGAAAAAUGCCAAGAAAUGACUGCUGCUGCUUUGGCCUAUAAAUGCGUGGAGGUAGCGUACAUGAGGGUUGUUUACUGCAAACAAUCUUCUUGCAGCAGAGACAUGAAAGAGUUGCAAGCAACUCUACAGAUGGUCCCUCAAGGUGAAUCUCCAUCAUCUUCUGUAUCAGAUAUUGAUAAUAACUUAAAUAAUCAAGCAAUUGUGGACAAGGCUCCAUUAGCCGAGUGUAAUGCUUCACAUGUUGCUGGAACCCAUGUCGUUGUUGCUAGAAACCGUCCAAGUUUUGGCCGGCUGUUUGACUUUACACAGGAUGUAAGUUUUGCAAUGGAGGCCUUGAGAAAAUCCCAAACAUGUUUCAUAGCUAAUGCUACAUCCCUGGAAGAAGCACAAGAUAUAGAGUGGAUUGCUUCUGUUAUAAAGGUGAUUGAUUUCAGCUUUCAAUAUGUAGAUGAAUUUAUAUCUUUGGUUCAGCAGGCUACGCAGGCUGUAGGUUGUUCUGGUUAGGUAGUGCUGUAUAUAAUAUUGUGUUUGUUUGGAUUAUAACCCCCAAUGUGCAUAUUGGAGAAGAAAGGUGAAAAAGAUGCCUACUUAGACCUGCAUUCGGAAACAAGAAAAGACGUCAGUCGCCAACAACCUAUUGCCUCAGUGUUCAUGUGUAUAAAGUGAGAUUCGGAGUUCUAUGUAAGAUAUCGGUUCCGUAUGGUACUAUUUUUUGCUCCAUUUUUUCGGGGCCCAAAGAAAUGAAUAUAUAGAGAGUUUGGAAUCAUUGGGCAACCAUUUUCAAGAGGUUGAAUAUUGAUGUUGUAUUGAGAAAUAAUCA
Molecule: messenger RNA, 1764 nt
Organism: Hibiscus syriacus
Lineage: Eukaryota; Viridiplantae; Streptophyta; Magnoliopsida; Malvales; Malvaceae
Product: cysteine-tryptophan domain-containing zinc finger protein 3-like
Exons: 5
Coding region: 348-1448 (366 amino acids)
Source: RefSeq, a predicted model, not a curated record